Messenger RNA from Rhizophagus irregularis DAOM 181602=DAOM 197198, 3149 nucleotides. RefSeq lists its product as uncharacterized. Gene Ontology annotation, molecular function: phosphatidylethanolamine N-methyltransferase activity. NCBI's taxonomy places the organism in Eukaryota, Fungi, Glomeromycota, Glomeromycetes, Glomerales, Glomeraceae. Gene Ontology annotation, biological process: phosphatidylcholine biosynthetic process. The record is from RefSeq and is a predicted model, not a curated record.
UUUUGUUGGGGUGAUCAUAAUGUACAAAAAAAUAAUCUUCGUUCAAUAAAAAAAAAUUUAUGUUGUUUUUCAUUACGAUUUUCUUUUGUAUAUAUUAAAAAAUUAAAGCUUUUAAAAAAAAUGCUUAACGAGAAUCAAAAUGAUGUUAAAGCUAAUAACGACAAAGAUAAAGAAGAAAUUGUAUAUGGGAAAACUCACGAUGCCGGAGUCUUUCAAGUCCCGCAUACUGUAGACAUGUUGACUACAGUUUUUGACACUAAGGCAAAAAAAUCAACAUUUGAUAUUUUUACGUUUACUGUGAUCGGGUGCCAAGUCAUUCUGUUUUUUGUACUUCCUGCUUCUACUUCAAGAUGGCUUUUCCUCCUUCUUUUCUUUUUUUGGAGAUUCGCGUAUAAUGUUGGUUUAGGAAUAAUAUUGAAAUAUCAAAGUGAUAAGCGCGGUGUUGUCUUGUGGAUUAAACGCAAUAAGUUUUUCGACAAGGAAAAAAAUAAAAAAUUAUAUUUAUUUCUUAAAAAAGAAUUGAGCACAAAAAUGGGAAGCGACUAUAAUUUUGAGACUGCUCCUUUGGAAUUUAAUGCGUGGCUUCUUUUUCGUCAACUUGUUGACCUGAUUCUUUUAAACGAUUUUACUUCGUAUAUUUGUUUUGCGCUUGCUAAUUUUAAUAUUCCAGAAGGUUCUGGCGUGUUAAUUAAUAUAGCACGAUGGUCUGGUGGUCUUUUUUUACUAUGGUUUAAUGUUUGGGUCAAAACUGAUGCGCAUCGUGUUGUAAAAGAUUUUGCAUGGUACUGGGGGGAUUUCUUUUUUCUUAUAGAUCAAUCACUUACGUUUGAUGGUGUAUUUGAAAUGGCACCACACCCGAUGUACUCUGUUGGAUAUGCAGGCUACUAUGGAAUUUCCCUCAUGAUGGCAAGUUAUAAAGUAUUAUUUGUAAGUUUGGCGGCGCAUGCGGCACAGUUUGCAUUUUUAACAUUCGUUGAAAAUCCACAUAUUGAAAAGACUUAUAAUCCUCCUACACCACUUAAUGCAAAAUUAUCAAAACCAAUUAUAUCAGAAACACAUGAAUUUACAACUUCUAUAAACGAAGUUUUAUCAGCUUCAAAUGAAAUUCAACCUACACUUCCAGACUUAUCAAACACAUCAAAUUAUCAUUUUUGUCGUGAUCUUAUCGUAUUCAAAAAUUUCGACCUUUUCCGUUCAAAUGAUCUUUUCGUCAUUUUUAUUGUUAUUUACGCGGCAAUUAUUCCAUUAUCCAUUGCGGGUGCUUCUAAUAAUGCGAUCAAAUUUUUCUUAGUUGCUCAGUGUUUGGCAUGGCAUAUUUUUCAUUCUUAUGUCUUAGGUGCAGUUUUAUAUUUUCAGAGUAAAAAUAAGUUUUUAACUAAACAUUACAUUAAAUUUGGCGGUAACGUUAGUGAAGCAUUUUCAAAUUGGAAGAGUAUUUAUAAUCUUUCGUUAUGCAUGACUUACGUAACUUUUCUUGCCGCUGCGUGGAAGAUGUACUAUUUCCCCGAAGAUUGGACUUAUGGCAUGGUAUUAUUGCGUCAUACCUUGGGCAUGCUUCUUAUUGCUUUACAUAUCUGGACAUCUGUUUCAGUAUUUGAAGUAUUGGGUGAUUUUGGUUGGUUUUAUGGUGAUUUCUUCCUCGAUGAUUAUCCCACAACAUUAUAUUACACUGGAAUAUAUAGAUUUCUUAAUAAUCCAGAAAAACUUAUUGGUCAUGCUGCCUUCUGGGGAAUAACUUUAAUGGCAAACAGUUGGCUUAUUUUUGGUCUAGCGCUAUUUGCUCAAAUUUCGAGUUUCUUAUUUUUACAUUAUGUCGAAAGUCCACAUAUGAGAAAAUUAUAUGGUGAUAAGAUUCGUAAGGAUGCUGGCGUAACAAAGACCAUCAAACGUGUCAAAAUUAUCCCAGUCAAGGUUAAAGAAGAAGUUUCUAAAAUUCAAGAAGCACCGGAAUUUCAAGUAGUUAAACGUGUUGUCAGAGAAGUAGCUGAAACGGUUGAAAAGGUUGUCGAGGAGACAGCCGAAGUCGUAGGAGAGAUUGUUGAAGCUGCAAGACCCAGAUUACAAGGCGUAGUUUUUGAGACUCGAAGUUUAUUGAAAAAUUCAACUAGCGCGUUCAUAAUUAUAAUUAGACGAGUUACCGAAAAUAUAAAAAAUCAAGAUCUUAAGCAAUAUUCACUAGCGCCGGUUCAUCCUUCAAAUGAUUUACAUAAUUCAUCAUCAAAUAGUAUGGCUUCACUUGACAAUGAUAAGAAUGAAACCUGUAGUGACGCGAAUCCCAUUACAUUUGAAUUAGGUUCACCAAUAUGUGUCAAAUGGACUGCACCAAAAAAUCAUUCGCGUUUAGAUUGGAUUGGUAUCUAUAAGGUUACUGCAAAUUCAUCGAAGAUGGUGACCAGUGUAUCAAGUAAAGGACGGUAUUUUUAUGUAACACCAGAAGAGGAUGAUUCUGACACAGGAUCGAAGAACAUUGAUAAUAAUGAUCAAGUGGAAACUGGUGACGUAUGCUUUAAAGGAGAUAAAUUACCAUGGGAAGUAGGAACUUACGAGUUUAGGUACCAUCAUGAUAAAAAAUAUGGUGUCAUGGCCGUAUCACAACCUUUCGAAAUCGCUGUUAAUGCACCCGAAUGUGUGCUUGAUCUUCCAGCGAUUGAACAAACUGUUCUCACGUUAGUACAGAGAGCACUUGACUCAAAUCCUGCCCUAAUUCCAUAUAAUACCAGCGAUGAUUAUGUAUUGAUGAAGGAAGUUCAUGCUAAGCGUAUUGUUUACGGAAUUAAAAUGAUGUUUGGUAUAGAUUUCGCUUGGGAAGUUGUUGCGAUUGAUGGAAAUGUUAGAAGAUUGGCCCGAAGAAUUUAUAGAGCAUGUCAAGCCUUAGCUAUACUUUCUUCUCCACCUCGACGUACAGAACCUUGGUCUGGCACUAAUCUGCCAACGUCAUCUCCAACUGAUGAUUUAAACAUUUAGUAAUAAUAAACCUACAUACACUUCUUAUUGGUUAAACGAGCGACAAAUUGCGAGACGAUUUAUAUAGAACUAUUGUAUUAUGAUUAUAUAGUUUCAUGUAAUUUAUUUAUAUCACAGUUGAAAAUUAUAUGUAUUAUACACUAGUAUUGCAUCUUCCAUAAAUUUUUAUAAAUUUUAAUAAAAUA